Messenger RNA from Rotaria socialis, 1137 nucleotides. The record is from the annotation of a GenBank genome assembly. Lineage: Eukaryota; Metazoa; Rotifera; Eurotatoria; Philodinida; Philodinidae.
AUGAGGACGAUUAUUGAGACUGAUAGAUUUCAUGUUUGUCCAUUGUCAGGUGCUAUUAAUCAAUUAGAAUGCACAACAACAACAACAUUAAUAGGAAGACGAGAUAUUUCACCUCAUCGUACUCGAUCAAAUAGUAAUAGUAGUGAACCGGCCAGCAUUUUGAGUGAUGAUCUUUUUAUACCUUCUUCUCCAUCUUCAGCAUCAUUCUUACUUCCAUCAAGUACAAGUUCAAGUGGGAUUUCAGAUCAAAAUCUGUUAGAUCACGAUGAUGACAAUAGUUCAUGUUCUCUUGAAUUUAUUUACCCAACGGACAGUGAAGAUGAAUCAUCAUAUGUUUAUGAUAAUGAUAACAAUGAUGAAUUAUAUCUUCAAAAGCAUGUUACUAAACAGCAAUUUGUUGCUAUUGAAUCUUUACAAAACGAACCCUAUCAAAGAUCUAAACGUUCAAAGAAAAAAAUGAACGCACAACGUCAGAUUAAAACUAAACAUGCUAAAUCAAUUAAAAUUAAAUCCCAUAAUAAAUGUUUGUAUAUACAUCAUCGUUUAGCUAAAAAAAUUAUACUUGAUGAGCCCAGUUAUAAUUAUAUUCGAUCACCAGAACCUGUUCCAUUAUAUUCACUUGAAGCACUUCGUUCGAUUGUACAUCAAUAUCGUCAUUCAUAUGAUUCAUCGUAUACAUAUUAUUCAACAUCUUUUAGUAAAGUUCGAAAAACCAAACCAAACAAUAAUAUAUUUGUUGAUGAGUCUCAAACAAAUUUAGGUGCAUAUCUAUUUCCUGACUAUACAUUGCAUCAAUAUAACAUUCCCGAUGAACCAUCAUUUGAUGAGGAUAUGGUUGAAUUUCUUCUUGAAAUGCAAAAUCGUGAUCUUUCACCGGAAGAUUACGAAAUGUUAUUACGACUUGAUGAACGUGUUAAACGCAAAACAUUGAAUACAAACAUACUAAAUACAUUACCAACCAUUGAUGUUAUUGAUAUGCACCUAGGUGAACAAUGUACAAUAUGCAUGGAAAAAUAUCAACAUGAACAAAAACUUAAAUUAUUACCAUGCAAACAUAUUUUUCAUUUGCAUUGCAUUGAAACAUACUUAAAGGACUUUUCCAAUCAAUGUCCAUUAGAUAAUAUACCAUUAGUAUGA